Messenger RNA from Centrocercus urophasianus (Greater sage-grouse), 3261 nucleotides. It is a transcript of the gene CACNA2D4, whose product is annotated as calcium voltage-gated channel auxiliary subunit alpha2delta 4. The record is from RefSeq and is a predicted model, not a curated record. Bases 1 to 3261 code for a protein of 1086 amino acids. Gene Ontology annotation, molecular function: voltage-gated calcium channel activity. Gene Ontology annotation, cellular component: voltage-gated calcium channel complex. The transcript is spliced from 38 exons. NCBI's taxonomy places the organism in Eukaryota, Metazoa, Chordata, Aves, Galliformes, Phasianidae.
AUGGACCGUGGAGCCAUCCCGCUGCUGCUGCUCAGCUUCCUUUGCCUCCUGCCUGCCGCCCAGCUCCAGACCAAGAUACCGCUGGAGACGGUUAAGUCUUGGGCAGAUGUCUUUGGUGGUGAGCUGUACUCAAUUGUGACCAAGUAUUCAGGCUCUCUCCUAUUGCAAAAGAAAUACAAAGACGUGGAGCCAACCCUGAAGAUCAAAGAGGUGGAUGGCCUGGAGCUUGUAAAGAAGUUCUCAGAGCAGAUGGAAAGCAUGCUCCGCAGGAAGGUGGAAGCUGUUGAGAGGUUGGUGGAAGCAGCAGAGGAUGCAGAUCUGAACCACGAGUACAACUCCUCACUGGAGUUUGAUUACUACAACUCCCUCCUGAUUAAUGAGAAGGAUGAAAAUGACAAUUAUGUGGAGCUUGGAGAUGAAUUCAUUCUGGAGCCAAAUGAGCAUUUCAAUAACCUGCUGGUAAACACAACAUACAGUGAUAUCCAGCUCCCUACGAAUGUCUACAACAAAGAUCCUGACAUCUUGAAUGGUGUUUACAUGUCAGAAGCCUUGAACCCUGUCUUUGUGGAUAACUUUGAAAGGGAUCCUACGCUGACCUGGCAGUACUUUGGCAGUUCUACAGGGUUCUUCAGGCUCUACCCAGGAAUAAAGUGGCUACCAGAUGAGAAUGGGGUCAUCUCCUUUGACUGCAGGAAUCGUGGCUGGUACAUCCAAGCAGCCACCUCUCCCAAGGACAUUGUCAUCAUUGUGGAUGUCAGUGGAAGCAUGAAGGGCCUGCGGAUGACCAUUGCCAAACACACCAUUGUCACCAUUCUAGAUACCCUUGGGGAAAAUGACUUUGUCAAUAUCAUUGCAUACAAUGAUUAUGUUCAUUUUAUUGAACCCUGUUUUAAGGGUAUCCUGGUCCAAGCAGACAGAGACAACAGAGAGCAUUUCAAGCAGCUGGUGGACGAACUGCAGGCAAAAGGAGUGGGAACGGUGAACAAGGCCUUGACAGAGUCCUUCAAAAUCCUGAGGGAGUUCAGAGACGCUGGCCAAGGAGGCUUGUGUAACCAAGCCAUCAUGUUGAUCACAGACGGAGCAGUGGAGGAUUAUGAAGCUGUGUUUGAAAAGUACAACUGGCCAGAUCGAAAGGUCCGGGUUUUCACUUACCUCAUUGGACGGGAGGUCACUUUUGCCCCCAAUGUGAAAUGGAUCGCCUGCAACAACAAAGGCUACUAUACCCAGAUCUCCACGCUGGCGGACGUCCAGGAGAAUGUGAUGGAGUACCUGCAUGUUCUCAGCCGUCCUAUGGUCAUCAACCAUGACCACGACAUUAUAUGGACUGAAGCCUACAUGGACAGUGCGCUCUUUGCAUCUCAGGCUCAAAGUCUGUUGCUCAUGACAACAGUGGCUAUGCCAGUCUUCAGCAAGAAGAACGAGACGCGAUCUCACGGCAUUCUCCUGGGUGUGGUGGGCUCUGAUGUGCCACUGAGGGAGUUGUUAAAACUUGCUCCACGUUAUAAGCUGGGUGUCCACGGAUAUGCCUUUCUGAACACCAACAAUGGCUACAUCCUCUCACACCCAGACCUCCGUCCUUUGUAUAAAGAAGGAAAGAAACUGAAGCCUAAGCCGAACUACAACAGUGUGGAUCUCUCAGAGGUGGAAUGGGAAGACCAGGAUGAAAUACUGAGAACUGCCAUGAUCAAUGGGGAAACAGGCUACCUCUCCAUGGAUGUGAAGGUCCCUGUGGAUAAAGGGAAACGAGUUCUCUUCCUCACAAAUGACUAUUUCUUCACGGACAUCAGUGGCACACCCUUCAGCCUGGGGGUUGUGCUAUCCAGGGGACACGGGGAGUACAUUCUGCUGGGAAACACUUCAGUGGAAGAAGGUUUGCACGACCUGCUCCAGCCAGAUGUGUCUUUAGCAAACGAAUGGAUUUACUGCAUCACAGACAUCGAUCCAGACCAUCGGAAGCUCAGCCAGCUGGAGGCUGUAAUCCGGUUCCUCACAGGAGAGGAACCUGACCUGGAAUGCGAUGAGGAGUUGGUCCAGGAAGUGCUGUUUGAUGCAGUGGUCACUGCACCCAUGGAAGCCUACUGGACAACACUAGCCCUCAAUAUGUCCACGGAUUCUGAGGCAGGAAUUGAGAUGGCAUUUCUGGGCACUCGGGCUGGACUCAUGAGAAGUGCCCUGUAUGUGGGCUCUGAGAAGCUUUCUAACAGGAAAUUCCUGACUCGGAAGGACAAAGAGAGUAUCUUCACCAUGGACCACUUCCCUCUGUGGUACCGCCGGGCAGCCGAGCAUCCCCCCGGGAGCUUCAUCUACAGCAUCGUUUCAGAAGAUGACUCAGAGGGCGGCGGCCUACCAAAAGUGGUGACAGUUAGCACGGCAGUGGCUGUAUCUGUUGAUGGGAAGAUGGGUAUUGCUGCAGCGGUGGGCGUGCAAAUCAAGCUGGAGUUACUCCAACGCAAGUUCUGGAUGGCCAUGCAGCAGUGCAGUGCCUUCGAUGGUGCCUGUCCGCUCAGCUGUCAGGACGAUGUUCUGAAUUGCUUCCUCAUUGAUAAUAAUGGCUUUAUCCUUGUUUCCAAAAGACCUCCAGAGAUUGGAAAAUUCCUUGGUGCAGUGGAUGGCUCAGUAAUGACCCAGCUACUGAACAUGGGCAUGUUCAGACGGGUGACAAUGUAUGACUACCAAGCAAUGUGCAAGGUGCCCUACCACCACCACAGUGGUGCCCGGCCGCUGCUCAGUCCAAUUUAUGCCUUUCUAGCUGCACUGAAAUGGCUGAUAAGUGAUUUCCUCAUCUUCCUGUUGGAGUUUAACAUGAGUAGCUUCUGGCACUCUGACAAUGUGGCAGACGCCAAGGCUGUCUUCCAUCACUCCCACAGGCACAAGAAGCACGACACACUGCAGCCCUGCGACACAGAGUACCCCGUGUUCGUGUACGAGCCGACCAUCAAGGAAACCAACGGGCUGAUCGAGUGCGGGGACUGCCAAAAAAUGUUUGUGGCCCAGCAGAUUGCCAGCAGCAACCUGCUGCUUCUUGUGACAGAUGCCACCUGCGACUGCAGCAUCUUCCCACCUGUCCUGCUGGAUGCGAAAGAAGUCAAAUACAACGCAUCGGUGAAGUGUGACCGCAUGCGCUCCCAGAAGCUGAGGCGGCGACCAGACACGUGCCACGCGUUUCACCCCGAGGAGAACGCCCAGGACUGUGGUGGUGCUUCUGAGCUCUCAGUCUCCCCCAUGCUGCUCCUCCUGCCCCCAGCACUGCUCGUGCGGUGA